AUGGACCAUGAGAAUCUGUCGAGAUCGCCCACACGCAGCCGGAUUCCUUCGCGGACAACUGGACUGAAGGAGAUGAGCUCGAUGUCCACCAACUCACGGUCGGGGCUGGUGCAGCCGGGGACCAUUGCUGGGAAGACGGUGUCACAGCUGAAUAGGUCGAAGAGCACGACGCAGGCCCCCGACGUCCGACGAGCGGGAUCCGUCUCGUACGGUGCGCGGUCGACCCCCGCCACACACGGACGCACCACCUCCUUUGCAUCCACGAUGAGGGCGACCUCAACCUCGUCGCGCAGCGUUGCUCCGGGAUCCUUCUCCGCCACUGUCGGCCCGGGAUCGCGCCCGGCCACCGCGAUGGGGGCCUCUCGCCCACAGACGUCCAUGUCCCACGCCAGAAAGCACACCGGGCCCUCCCUGCCACGACCGGCAACCUCCCUGGACACCCACGAAGAAGAAGCCGCUGCGAGCGUACUAGGAAAACGUAAGGGACCGGAAUGGGAUCAAGAAUCCCGCGAACGCUCUUUCGAGGAAAUGUUUGCUACCUUGGUUUCCAAGAUGAGCCAUGCUGGUCAGUCUACCUCUGGCCUGCAAGAGUCGGUCGAACUGUACAAAACGAGAAUCCAAGAGUUGGAGUCCGCCCGUAACGAGCUGACCGACUCGAAUUUAUCUCUACGGGUCGAGGUUGAAACGAUGAAGGCCCGUAUGGCAACGGCCGAAAGCGCUUUGAAGAACGCGCAGCGAGAGCACGAGAUCGCCCUUGACGAGCUGGACAGGCGCCAGCGGAUCGAUACAGAGACAGUCAAACAGGAUGGUAAAAAGAAGCUGGAAAACAUCGUCUCACAGCACCAGGAUGAAAUGGCGGAGCUCAGACGGCAACAUGAGCGCGACCUGGCGGACGCCGCGGUGGCGCAUCAACGAGAGCUGACUCAACUCAGCUCCCAGAAUGCACUCGAAACACAGAAAUCCCAGAUCGACUUGGAUAAGAAAGACCGCGAUCUGUCUCGCCUGCAAGAGGAAAUCCAGGUGCUGCGUGAUGAGCUCGGCCGGGAGCGCAAAGCCAACAUGGACCUGCGCGAGAACCUGAGCACUGCAAGCAACAAUAGCGUGACCAUGGAGUCAUCCAUCCGGGCGCUCAAGGCGCGCAUCGAAUUCCUCGAAUCCGGUCGGGAGGAGCAGUCGGAGGCCUUUGAGCGGCUUAACCAGCAGAUGAUGGAUGCGCUGGCCGAGACGAACGAAACCAAGGAGAAGCUGCGCAAGGAAGAGACUCUACGACGCAAGCUUCACAACCAAGUCCAAGAGCUCAAAGGCAACAUCCGUGUGUUCUGCCGAGUGCGACCCCCGCUGCCCUGCGACCCCGUCACCUCCAUUGCCGAGAUUGAAUACCCCGAUGCCUCGGACGACGCCAAGGAGAUCUCGGUGCUGGGGCCGGAGGAGAAGAGCAGCCUCGGUGUGGUGUCGAAGAAGAACAACAACUUCUCGUUUGACCGGGUGUUCAACACGGGCACGCAGAAUGCCGAGGUGUUUGAGGAGAUCAGUCAGCUCGUGCAGAGUGCACUGGACGGGUACAACGUGUGCAUUUUCUGCUACGGGCAGACGGGCAGCGGCAAGACGCACACGAUGUCUUCGAACGACGGAAUGAUCCCCCGCGCGGUGCACCAGAUCUACGAGACGGCCAAGAACCUCGAGGACAAGGGGUGGCGGUACACGAUGGAGGGCAACUUUGUGGAGGUGUACAACGAAAACCUGAACGACCUGCUGGGCAACCCGGACGAGCUGGACAGGAAGAAGCACGAGAUCCGGCACGACAUGCAGCGGGGCAAGACGUUCAUCACGGACGUGAACACGGUGCGGCUGGAGACGCCCGAGAUGGUGGAGAGCAUCCUGCAGCGGGCGGCAGCGAACCGGUCCGUGGCGGCGACCAAGGCCAACGAACGGUCGUCGCGGUCGCACUCGGUCUUCAUCCUCAAGCUGAUCGGGACGAACAGCGUGACGGGCGAGCGCAGCGAGGGCACGCUGAACCUGGUGGAUCUGGCUGGCAGCGAGCGACUGAGCCACAGCCAGGCGACGGGCGAGCGGCUCAAGGAAACGCAGAGCAUCAACCGCAGCUUGAGCUGUCUGGGCGAUGUGAUUGCGGCUCUGGGGCAGGGCAAGGAGGGCGGGCACAUUCCUUACCGGAAUAGCAAGCUUACGUAUCUCCUGCAAUUCUCGCUGGGCGGCAACUCCAAGACGCUCAUGUUCGUCAUGGUCAGUCCGCUGCAGGCACACUUGUCGGAGACGUUGACGAGUCUCAAGUUCGCGACGAAAGUGCACAACACACACAUUGGCACUGCCAAGCGCCAGACGCGGGCAUAG
This is a messenger RNA of Penicilliopsis zonata CBS 506.65, 2349 nucleotides long. RefSeq lists its product as hypothetical. Bases 1 to 2349 code for a protein of 782 amino acids. Gene Ontology annotation, molecular function: microtubule motor activity; ATP binding; microtubule binding. The record is from RefSeq and is a predicted model, not a curated record. Gene Ontology annotation, biological process: microtubule-based movement. The transcript is spliced from 6 exons. Lineage: Eukaryota; Fungi; Ascomycota; Eurotiomycetes; Eurotiales; Aspergillaceae.